AACAUUACCCGGAAAAUUUAUCAAAGUAAAGCAGAGCAAGAAAAGAACAAUGGGAAACAGCCAGUCACCUCCUGCAAAUCCUCGUUUCACUUCAGCUUCCAGAUCUUUUACACCAAAGGAACUGGAGGAUCUCAAAUCACUGUUCGCUUCCCUGGCUGCCCAGUCACAGAGCAAUGGUCAAUAUAUAUCUUCUUCUGUCUUUCAGGUUUGCUUUGGAUUAAAAGGUCCUCUCGGAGACAGAAUGUUUGAUUUGGCCACACAGGGAAGGAAGGACGAUAAGCUUACGUUCGAAGACCUCGUGAUCACUAAAGGGACUUAUGAGAAAGGGACAAAUGAUGAGAUUGAGGAGUUUAUUUAUCGAUUGUUGGAUGUUACAAAUGAUGAAAUUUUGACAAGGUCUGAUCUAGAAUCUGUUCUAAUCACAAUGUUUGAUCAUAUAUUCCACCUGAAAGGUUCUGGAUCAGGAUCAAGAUCGAAUUGCUACAUGGUAGACGAAUUUCUGAAUGCUGCAACUUUCUCAAAGGAUCAUGAGGGAUGUAAUGAUAAAAGUAUGUCUUUUGAGGAUUUCAAAAGCUGGUGUUCUCUUGUACCAUCUGUGAAGAAGUUCCUUGCGAGCCUAUUUGUGCCACCAGACCCAGGGAGACUGGGAUCUCAGGUUCCUAAAUUGCAGCAUUUGGAGAAUAUUGAUUCUAGUAUAUUCUUACUAAGAGAUGAAUAUGCUUGGCAUAUAGGAGGAGCUCUAUCUCAAGAAGAGCUAGAGGAAUGGAAACUUUUGUAUCAUAGUGCAUUAAAUGGCUCAAGUUUCAACACAUUCUUGGGCAAUGUAUCGAGUGAAUGGGUAAUUGUUCAAUUGAACUGCAGAAACAAUGAUGGGCCAACUGUCUUGAUUAUUAAGGAUAGAGAAGGUUACAUAUUUGGAGGUUAUGCUUCUCAGCCUUGGGAGAGGCAUAGCAAUUUCUAUGGGGACAUGAAGUCUUUUAUCUUUCAGCUCUACCCGAAGGCAUCAAUUUUCAGGCCAACAGGUGCAAAUAGUAAUUUGCAAUGGUGUGCUGUGAACUUCAGUUCAGAGGCAAUCCCAAAUGGUUUUGGUUUUGGAGGACGCAUUAAUCACUUUGGCCUGUUCCUCUCAGCAAGCUUUGAUCAGGGGCAUACCUUUUCCUGUACCACUUUCAAUAGCCCUUGCCUUUCAAAGACCAGCCAAAUAUGCCCAGAGGUGAUAGAAUGCUGGGGAGUUGUUAGAAAAGGAAUGGAACACGAAAAGCAAGAUGUUGUAAAGGGUACAGUGUUAGAAAGGUUUAAGGAGGACAGGCAUAUGCUCAACAUGGUUGGGAUUGCAAAUGCCAGCGAGUAGUCUGGGAGGCUUUCCAACAUUGCAUGCAUUUUUUAGAUGGUCUUGACAAUCUAAAAAAUUCUUAUAACUAAAUGAUGAAGGCACUGUGGCCUGUACUGUAGAAUUUUUUGAUUCUACUUUGCAAAAGGUGUGUAUUACUGGAUGCAGUAUAUGUUGCCACUGAUGGUGAUCACCGCCUUUGAAAGGGUGUAAUGCUAUUGGCUCAUGGAAAUCUGGUUUCAAAAUAAAAUGCAUAGAAGAAGAUUGAGAACCAACUACCCUUUUUUAUUGUCAA
This is a messenger RNA of Theobroma umbraticum, 1625 nucleotides long. The record is from RefSeq and is a predicted model, not a curated record. NCBI's taxonomy places the organism in Eukaryota, Viridiplantae, Streptophyta, Magnoliopsida, Malvales, Malvaceae.